Saccostrea echinata is the source of this 695-nucleotide messenger RNA. RefSeq lists its product as uncharacterized. The transcript has 3 exons. Bases 143 to 679 code for a protein of 178 amino acids. The record is from RefSeq and is a predicted model, not a curated record. Lineage: Eukaryota; Metazoa; Mollusca; Bivalvia; Ostreida; Ostreidae.
AAAUGUGACUUACACAGUAAACUUGAAACUGAACUGAGCAAGAUGAAUAGUUGACGAUGAUGAUAACAAAUUGCUUAUUGCUAAUUUAUUUCCACGAGAUGAAUGCAGAAAAUACGUUAUUAAAUGUAAAUGUAACUUAGUAAUGAGGAUAUUCUACAAUUUGUUUAUCAAGAGUGCUGUUUGUGCACCACAACUUAAAACUCAGGGUGGUCAAAGAAAUGUAACAAAUGAUCAGUCCCAUAAUGGCUCAGACAUUAAUGCAGCAGCCACUGUAGCACAAACAAAGGGACAGGACACUAGUGAAAACCAAAUAGAUGGGACUGAAGGCAAGAAGAAAAAGAUCAAUCUUCACUCAGCUGUAUUAUCUUGCACAGCCAUGGGGUGUUUUGUGACACCUUUCACAAAGACAUUUCUGGUGCGGAUUGUGGAAAACAGAGUUCCAUUUGCACUUUCAUUUUACCUCCUAGGAACAAUAUUUUAUAUACAGUCCCUGUACAGCUACUUUGGAAUUAAACAUCCACCUCUUCGGCUUUUAUAUGAAGACCCUAAGGAAUAUAAUAGAAUGGACAAUGAGAAUAUUAAACUGUUGUGUAGUAAAGUUGGAUAUACCUUGAUAAGUUUAUAUCAAGGAAUAACUAAAAAGCAAGAAAAAUUAGAAAAUGAAUCCAAGAAGAAAUAAAGUGGUCUUUCAGAUG